Molecule: messenger RNA, 725 nt
Organism: Saccostrea cuccullata (small rock oyster)
Lineage: Eukaryota; Metazoa; Mollusca; Bivalvia; Ostreida; Ostreidae
Exons: 2
Coding region: 163-561 (132 amino acids)
Source: RefSeq, a predicted model, not a curated record
GGUGUCCUGUAAAACGGACUCCAAGGUUACAAAGAAAGAGACGGCAGUCCGGUACUUUAGUGAGUGAAACAGGAAUUGUUAUUGGUGUAUCAGACAAAGGUAGAUUCUCCACAUAUUUCCAUGCUCUGAUGGAGGUUAAUUUGGCGGUGGCAGAGUUGCGAUAUGAGGAUUGAUUCAAACCUCCUCCCAGUCUCAGAACUCAGUCCUCCUCCUCAUCCUCAACUCUGGAGACUGCAUCCUCUUCUUCUCUACAUCCCCUCAGCAGUCCCACAUCUUCUGCCAAGAGGAAGAAACUCAAAGCAAAAAGAGAUAAAGAGAGAGGAGGAGCCGUGCCCAAGAGAUCCACCACUGCUCAGCGGAGGAGCCGUGCCCAAGAGAUCCACCACUACUCAGCGGAGGAGCCAAGCCCAAGAGAUCCACCCCUGCUCAGCGGAGGAGCCGUGCCCAAGAGAUCCACCACUACUCAGCGGAGGAGCCGUGCCCAAGAGAUCCACCCCUGCUCAGUGUACAAGUGAGAGCAACUCCUUAUGUCUCAGAGCCCGGCGUCUUCCUCGGAUGUGACUCCGUCUUCUUCCUCGGCCUCAGUGGCCUCUGCUUCCCCUCCAUCUCUGGGACUUCCAUGACCACUGCCGGGAGUGAUCCUGAAAAGGGGGAUCCUAGUGGAACUAAUGUCAAAAUGGAGGAUAUACUGUGGUUACACAGAGCUGUCACUGUAUCCAAAAUCC